Messenger RNA from Aspergillus tubingensis, 1113 nucleotides. RefSeq names its product putative di-, tri-valent inorganic cation transporter. Gene Ontology annotation, biological process: intracellular zinc ion homeostasis; zinc ion transmembrane transport. The record is from RefSeq and is a predicted model, not a curated record. Lineage: Eukaryota; Fungi; Ascomycota; Eurotiomycetes; Eurotiales; Aspergillaceae. Gene Ontology annotation, cellular component: membrane. Bases 1 to 1113 code for a protein of 370 amino acids. The transcript has 11 exons. Gene Ontology annotation, molecular function: zinc ion transmembrane transporter activity.
AUGGUGCUCAAAAUAUCACGCGCCACGCGAUUGACGGUGGUAGUUGUCAUCUCCUCGGCAUUCUUUGUGGCUGAGAUCUCAGUUGGUUUUUACACACAUUCCCUUGCUUUGGUGGCCGAUGCUUUUCAUUAUUUGAACGACCUGGUCGGGUUUGUUGUCGCGCUCGUUGCUCUCAAGGUAUCAGAAGCAGAUGAAUCGCCGAAAGCCCUAUCUUUUGGCUGGCAACGAGCCCAGUUGCUGGGCGCCUUCUUCAAUGGCGUCCUACUCUUCGCGCUUGGGAUUAGCAUUUUCCUACAGUCCAUUGAGCGAUUCAUCACGCUCCAGCGUGUUGAGAAUCCUAAGCUCAUGUUCAUCAUGGGAGCCAUCGGACUGACCCUGAAUCUUAUCAGCGCCACGUUUCUCCAUGAGCAUCACCAUCAUGAUCAUGGACAUGAACCUAGUUCAGUGGCUUUGGAAGAGCUUCCGGUGUCGACAACAGAUGACAUUACAGAACUGGAACGACCAGGAAGUCCGAACCACGAUAACCAUAAACAUCUUUCGCAUGGGCCUCGGACAGCCUCUCACGGACAUGACCUAGGAAUGCUGGGGGUCUUGACCCAUGUUAUAGGCGAUGCGGCCAACAACCUUGGGGUGAUGGCAGCGGCCUUGGUCAUAUGGUUCACUCACUAUGGAGGGCGAUUCUAUGCGGAUCCGGGCACAAGUAUGGGAAUAGCCAUAAUGAUCAUGCUGUCUUCAAUUCCACUAGUGCGGCGAUGUGGAAUCAUUCUGCUAGAAAGUGCACCUAAUGGAGUCGACCUUGAGGAUGUGAAGCAUGAUAUAGAGAAGAUUCCUGGUGUCCUAUCGGUCCACGAGCUACACAUCUGGCGCCUAAACCAGCACAAGGCGCUCGCAUCGGUUCAUGUGAUGGUAUCCGAUUGCUCAGUGCCGAGUUUCCUAAAAUUGAGUAAGACCAUCAACGAAUGUUUCCACGCAUACGGGAUCCAUUCUACCACGAUUCAGCCAGAGAUGGCCCAUCCGGAGACGAUCGCAGUAGGACAGCCGACAGUGGAAACAGAACGGGUUUCACAGAUUGAAAUGUCGGAGAAGUGUCAGGCAAGACGCCAUGGCCCUUGA